Messenger RNA from Brassica napus (rape), 390 nucleotides. Its product is annotated as heat shock factor protein HSF8-like. NCBI's taxonomy places the organism in Eukaryota, Viridiplantae, Streptophyta, Magnoliopsida, Brassicales, Brassicaceae. Bases 1 to 390 code for a protein of 129 amino acids. Gene Ontology annotation, molecular function: sequence-specific DNA binding; DNA-binding transcription factor activity. Gene Ontology annotation, biological process: regulation of DNA-templated transcription. The record is from RefSeq and is a predicted model, not a curated record. The transcript has a single exon.
AUGGUUCGCAAACUCUCAACGUCUUCGUUCUACAUCCAGUUAAAUCAGAUUGUGGACGAUCGUUCGUCGGAUCAGAUCAUCGUUUGGGACUUGAAAAAGCUUCGCAGCGACAUUCUUUCCAAAUACUCCUCCGUACUGGGCAGAAACUUGACAGAGUUUAUCGCAAAGCUUCGCUCUCAUGGCUUUCCAAGUGUCGCCAAGGGUCCUGGGGAGUUGGAGUUCUCACAUGAUGAUUUCGCGAGAAGCCCUCUGAUGAAGAAGAUGAUGGUCAAAGCCUUGUCGGAGAGGAUUGAAAAGUUUGAUGCUCAGAUCAAAGCCAUGAAGUGUAGGCUCAAAGCCAAGAAAGCUACCCUCAAAGUUGAGAAUCUCUUUCAAAACCUGCGAAUCUGA